CUCAGUACGGUUUGGAGCAUUGCAGGAGGUAGGUCCCUUUCUAGUGCAAAAGGAGGUCCCAAAUCUAAGGUUAAAUCGCCAUUCUUGGAAUAAAGAAGCCAAUAUGUUGUUCUUGGAAUCUCCUGUGGGCAUGGCGUGGGGUUUUCUUAUACCAACACGGAGUCGGAUCUAGAGACUAUGGGAGACAAUGUAACGGGACACUAUAUCCCACAGCUAGCGGAAUACAUUAUUGACCACAAUAAAAAGGCCAAGAAAGAGAAUAUUAUAAAUCUCAAGGGCUUAAUGCUGCCCAGGAAUUCAACUCCUGCAAGAUAUGACCCCUGCCGGGCCUUCUCCAUUGAAGCAUAUUUGAAUUGAAGGGAUGUGCAACAAGCUCUACAUGCAAAUACAACCAACUUACCGUACCAUUGGACAUCAUGCCGUUGCAAUAAACAAUGUGCCCUUCAUUUCCUCCAAGAAUACUGCCCUAAAUGUAAAAGGAGACUUGAAAAGGGCAAUUUGCUUCAUGUCAUGGUCAAAGCCAGGGCCUGGAUGUUCCUCAAUAGGGUUUGGAGAAGCACAAGAGCUAGGUCCUUUUCUAGUACAAAAGGGGAAGGCAGAGCUCACAUUUAAUCACCAUGCUUGGAAUAAAGAAGCCAAUUUGUUGCUCUUGGAAUCACCUGUGGGUGUUGGGUUUUCGUAUACUAACACAUCAUCAGAUAUUCAAACCAUGGGAGAUAAAGUAGUAGCACAAGAUUCCUACGAGUUUCUGAUCCAAUGGUUCCGGAGGUUCCCCCAAUACAAAUCCCACGAUUUUUACAACGGGGAAAGUUAUGCAGGACACUACGCCCCACAGCUUGCUGAAUACAUCUUUGACCACAACAAGAUGGCCAAGAAGGAGAAUAUUAUUAACCUUAAGGGUUUUAUGAUAGGCAACGCCCUCAUGGAUGAUGAAACUGAUCAGAAGGGAAUGAUCGAUUACGCGUGGGAUCAUGCCGUGAUAUCAGAUAAAUUAUACGACGAUAUUAAGACUAACUGCAAUUUUAGUGAAGCCAAUCAAACAGACCACAUACAAGAAUGCAUCGAGGGCAUGGAGGAAUACUACAAUGUGUAUAAUAUCAUCGAUAUGUACAGUUUGUAUACCCCACAUUGCAUCGAAGGAAAUUCAACAACUAGGCAAUUGCCUAAAUUGGAGGGGGUAGCACCCAAAUUCUUCUCCCAAUUUCUGGCUUGGCAUAAAAUGCCUGCAGGAUACGACCCUUGCAUGUCCAAUUAUGCAGAGGCAUAUUUUAACAGGCAAGAUGUUCAGGAAGCUCUUCAUGCAAAUAAGACUAAAAUUCCAUAUCCAUGGCGUACUUGCAGUGAGCAAUUCAAUGGGACGUGGACUGAUGCACCACAUUCUAUGCUCCCAACCAUUCGGAAGCUCAUCAAUAGUGGUCUUCGUGUUUGGGUUUACAGUGGAGAUACAGAUGGAAGAAUCCCAGUAACAUCAACAAGGUAUACACUGAGAAAGCUGGGGCUAAACAUUACAGUUGAUUGGGCUCCAUGGUACAGUGAUAAACAGGUAGGUGGGUGGACAGUGAUAUACGAUGGACUAAUGUUCGUAACUGUGAGGGGGGCCGGCCACCAGGUUCCCACCUUUAAACCGAGGAAUGCUCGCAUGCUUCUCAAAUAUUUCUUGGCCAAUAAGCAGCUACCAACGGCCCCUUUUACCUAGCCAACCACCACCCUACACCGC
Molecule: messenger RNA, 1717 nt
Organism: Amborella trichopoda
Lineage: Eukaryota; Viridiplantae; Streptophyta; Magnoliopsida; Amborellales; Amborellaceae
Source: RefSeq, a predicted model, not a curated record